Molecule: messenger RNA, 1869 nt
Organism: Ixodes scapularis (black-legged tick)
Lineage: Eukaryota; Metazoa; Arthropoda; Arachnida; Ixodida; Ixodidae
Exons: 2
Coding region: 151-1368 (405 amino acids)
Molecular function (GO): protein binding
Source: RefSeq, a predicted model, not a curated record
UCGUCGUGGGCGAGAUGGUUCGACGGAAACGCUCGCCACCACCUCGCCCUAUCAACCAUCACGUGCGCCGCUGACUCAAUCCCUCCAAAGCAUUUUCGCGCCGUCGCGACACCGCCACUGGAAGCCUAUAGCUUUAGGAAUGCGUUCGCGAUGUUAGGCGGAACUACGUACUGCGUUUCUGGAUUUGGAAAGGGCCUCGACAUGAGGCCCAUGAAUUUCAAGGACACGAUUCAGAAGAUCCGAGUGUGCAGCCUGUGCAGCGUUAUUCCCAGCACCGUGGUUCUGCUUCCGUGCUCGCACUCGGUCUGUGAGCUGUGCUUCGACAAGUGUCUCGAAGACGGGGAACGCUGUCUGCUCGACCAAGAACGGCUGGGACAGGAAUGCUUAGAGAAGCUGACGCUUUCGGAAGAAAAACUUGCGACAUGGCAGGUGGCUUGCUGGAAUACGCCAUACGGUUGCACAUUCUCGGGUUCGAGCAUCGCUCUCCUGGAUCACUUUGAGAAGCACUGCAAAUUCCACGCGGUCUGCUGCUCUCGCUGCGACCACUACGUGCUUCGCAGCGACGUGGUGGGACACCUCAAGUCGGGAUGCAGUGCACUCCUGACCGAAGACGGACCAGGGUCAUCCUCUAACAGGCGCGGCGGUACAUCCGUCGGUGACGGGGGAAAGGCGAUGGGUGAAAUGAAAAACGCCGUUGAGAAAAUGGCAGACGAGCAGCUUCACCUCCAGAGUAGCUUGAACGGCCUCCUGGAGAGUGCUAAAUACCAAACAGCUGAGAUCACCAAAGUCCUUGAACUCGUCGAUGAAGUUCGGUGUUCGGUUCUUAUCGGUCUCGAAAUGACCAAAGCUAAUUGUAAAGAGCAAAUACUCCGACUGGGGGAUAACCUGUCAUCGCAGACGAUGGACAUUGCGCGUAGUGUGCGUCAGCUGAGACCCAGAAUUAUUCACUGGUACCUCGAAGGGUGGGAAAAAAUAAAAGAAGCAGUGCUGGGGAAGCCAGUCGUCUACACGGAGAGUGGAGUGCAAACGUUGUACGGAUACGCAGUCUCUCAAAACAUUGAGAUAAGGAAGCAGAACGAGGAACUGAGAUUAGAUUGCCACCUGAGAAUUCACGCGAGUCAGAACGACGAUGACCUUGAGUGGCCCUUUAAGUACGACUGUCACGUGGGUAUCAUUCACCCGAGACGUCACUCUAAAAUGUUCUGCACAGUUAACGCUGGCACACCGGAACACCGAGAGGUCUUCAAAAGACCCGUGGGAGUGCGAAACACGGGCUUGGGGUCCUUCCUGGCAACCGUGAAUUCGAUCGAAAGUCAAGGAUUUAUUCAAAACGAUACACUCCACUUGUUUGUGGAAAUUGUACCGUGAAUUUCUGCUAAACAGUGACGCUUUCUUGGAAAGCAAUAGCUGACUUAUAGCCAACCAACUUCUGUCUUGAACAUGUAUUUAUCAGGAUCGGCGGACAUAACAUGGGGGAAUACUCGUAACGGCAAGUUGUUUGAAUAACUCAAGUAUGUUAAUUAACAAUUUCAUUAUUAAUUUUAGGGGUCAUGUGGGAAUUGCAGUAUUGACGGCAAUUACUAUUUGAGACCAGACCAAAUAAAAAAUAGCUUGCGAAAAGUUAAUUUUUUUUUUUCAAAAUAUUUUCGCGUUUUUUUAAACAAAAUUCAAAAAUUGAGAGAUUAAAAUUAGCGUGACGAUCAUCCCCUCAUCUGAUGUCCACCAAGCCUGAUAAAUAUAUGGUGAAGGCAACUCGUACGACUAUCGCCACUUACUUCGAAAAGACAUGUGCGAAUUAACAUUAAACACCCUGUAGUUCAAGAAGACAAAGAGGCAAAUAAAAUGUAUACGUACGGUGCUUUCAAUCAA